Messenger RNA from Mycena indigotica, 957 nucleotides. RefSeq lists its product as uncharacterized. The record is from RefSeq and is a predicted model, not a curated record. The coding region runs from base 1 to 957 and encodes 318 amino acids. Lineage: Eukaryota; Fungi; Basidiomycota; Agaricomycetes; Agaricales; Mycenaceae. The transcript is spliced from 4 exons.
AUGGCGCUCUCUGCGCUCAGGCAAAGAGUUUCGCGCAUACAAACUGGGUCAGCCGACUACAACCUGCAGUCGGCACCGCCCGCCGCAUCCCUUGAGGAGGACUCUCACGAGACAGGCCAGACGGUCGUCGAUCCGGACGCUGUCUCGCCUUCAACGAGCCCGAUUACCCCCAGGACUUCCCCGCCUAUGAGCCACCAAUACCGCCUACCCCUCCUCCCUCCCUCUCAAGGACUGCCAAAUCCAACAAGCGUCGAGCUCAGAAACGUGCGCGGGCGGCAGAAGGCGAUGGAUUGGCUGAUGCUGAACGCGUUGUGCUCAAGCAAAGCCCGACGCGACCGACCCAAACCCGCCUUCAUUGGAGACAGAAACGCGGUUUUUGCUCACAAUACUGGCGCCUCUACAAACGCGUCCGAGAAGGGUGCCUCCGCUGCAGCGCCUGGCUAUGGGAUGGUGGCCAAGACCUUGAGCAGCGAGCAGCUCGCUGAAAUUGGGUGCAGCGGCUUUAGUGAAGUUCCCUGGGAUGGAGAAAAAACGAUACCGCUUCUGGACUCUGAAGGCCGAGUCUAUGGCCUUCUCGGUGGCAAACCCCGUGACCGUGGCUGGGACGACCUAUGCAAACGCGCCAACGCCGAGGUUGAGCGCCAACAUAAAGAGCUCAACGUCUCUGACGAAAAGCGAGAGCACCGCCGGGCUGCUCGUCCCUUUGCAGCCGUAGCGCGUAGGGUUUCCCACGGAGGCGGACAGACCGUGCGUAGCUCCUUCUCCCCUGCAGCACUUAUGGCUCUAUGGGCGCCAAAGCUCUACGAAUACUACCUAGCCAUGCAAACAGCGCUUCUUCUUUGGAAGCCCAGCCUCCGACAGGGCUGGCCAUUCAAACGCAGCAUCUUUGCUGCAUGCACGAUCAACUUCAAGACGGCGGUGUCCUGUCGCCACCUUGACUUUGGCAACCUCGCCUAG